Molecule: messenger RNA, 2494 nt
Organism: Anthonomus grandis grandis
Lineage: Eukaryota; Metazoa; Arthropoda; Insecta; Coleoptera; Curculionidae
Product: runt-related transcription factor 3-like
Exons: 5
Coding region: 997-2412 (471 amino acids)
Biological process (GO): regulation of DNA-templated transcription
Cellular component (GO): nucleus
Molecular function (GO): ATP binding; RNA polymerase II cis-regulatory region sequence-specific DNA binding; DNA-binding transcription factor activity, RNA polymerase II-specific
Source: RefSeq, a predicted model, not a curated record
AGUUUUUCUUGUUGCGAUUUCAGUGAAACUCUGUUAUAGGCGACAAACCAUUAAAUGAUCGUUUUUUCUUUUUAAUUGAUAUUAUUUCAGUUAGAGUGUUUUAAAGUUACUAGUCCGUUGGGUGUUUUGUGGUAUUGAAAGGGUUGGAUGAAAACGCUUCGAAAAAACACCUCUAUCCCUAGUGCGAGAAAAGCAUACUUCACUUCGCUCCUUUUACCGGAAAAUUGACUUUUAAUCUCCGAACGAAACAAAUAAUCAUCUGCUUCCCAAACGACAAAGUAGCAACACGUAGAAUCGCUGCUGGUCGGGGCUAAUUAAAAACAAUUGACGAAAGAGAAAGACCUGUAAAGAGAGGGUCGUAGGGCGAAGCAAAUCGGAGCAACAGAGAAAGAAAUAGUCGGACACAUUAUUAGAAAAACAUAGGGCUGAAGAGAAAGAAUGUAAAGGAUGGCAAUAUAGCGCGCACUUUUCCAAAGGCUUACCACAGUAACGCGUGAUUUUUCAUCACAUUUUCAACGCGUCCGGUCGAGCUCGGUGGUCAUUUGUUUCCUCCCAACUUACAACUCCAUCUCUCUCGGCGCUUUUAAAAAUCGCGCUAUAAUCAUCCGGUUUUAAAGUUUUUUCCAUGCGAAACGCGGAGUGAUAACAGAACAGUAACGGUAAAUAUCAGCUGUGUUUUGACUAGUAAUAUUUAACAAGCGGGCUCUAUUAAAGAAUGUGUUUGAAAAAUUAGUUAAUAUUUAAAAUUAAGCUAAACAUAACCUAUUCCAAUAAAUUAGAUUUACAGUUAAAAGAAUCAGUUAUUAUGUACAGGCAAUUAAAACCAUUCUUUAAUAUGUAAUUUCAUGUAGAACUUAGAAGUGAUCCUAAGACUUUAAAGUUAGUAAAAAAAAUGCUUAAAUUUCAAUCAUAUCAGUGAAAGACCAUAAGCUAACCAUAUCAAUUUAAUUAAUACAAAAUAAUGAUAAUUAAAUUCUGAACAAACCAAAAGUGAAAAUGCACUUGGCAAGUGAGGUAAGCUCCACAACAGGUCAUUACGACCGAGGAUAUGGUGCGCUCACCGCUGAUAUGUUAGCCGAAAGGACCAUAGAUGGACUACUAGCUGAGCAUCCUGGUGAAUUAGUAAGAACAGGAAGUCCCCAUGUAGUUUGUACGGUGUUGCCUCCUCACUGGAGGUCCAAUAAGACAUUACCGGUGGCUUUUAAGGUGGUCGCCUUAGGCGAAGUUGGGGACGGGACAGUGGUUUCUGUGCGAGCUGGAAAUGAUGAAAAUUACUGCGCAGAGUUAAGAAACGCUACUGCGAUUAUGAAAAAUCAAGUGGCGAAGUUUAAUGACCUGCGGUUUGUUGGAAGAAGUGGCAGAGGAAAAAGCUUUACGCUUACAAUAAUCGUAUCUACCUCGCCUCCUCAAGUUGCCACCUAUAACAAAGCCAUUAAAGUUACUGUAGAUGGGCCCAGAGAGCCAAGAUCGAAAACCAGGCAGGCCGGAUUUCAUCACUUUCCAUUUGGACCAAGACCUUUCCAUCCUGAUCCUUUAACAGGCAGUUUACCUUUUAAAUUAAGCGGGAUAGCCCACCACUUAGCGGGUCUACCAGGUCACCCACAUGAGUGGCCCUUUUUAGGCGGAAGGCAUGGAUAUCCUCACGGACCACUUAUAUCUCAUCACCACCAUCCACAGUCUCACUUUUCUCCUCACAUGUUUGCUGCACUGGACCGUCCCCUCGAUACAUCUCCUAGAAUAGAAAGAGAGGCAUCAUCUGCAUCACUAGGACCUAUAUCAAUCAACUGUAACUCUGCACAUAGCACCACAUCACCGAAAACUUCUCCAACACCUGUCGGACUGCUAACGACGGCAGACAGCUCUAAAUCGGCCAAUGAAGAUGACAUAUCAGUUACCGCAUCACCAACCCCUAGUCCACGACCUCCGGCAGCAUUUACGGGAAUACUUUCCACCACUGGUUCAUCUCAGAAUAGCCAGCAGCAGAUGUUUAAUAGCGCUUUGGCAGCAAGUUUGUUUUUAAAUGCUCCCUUACUACCACCUCCCAGUCAAUGGUUAUACGGGCAAUUCUACCAAAAUGAGUGGAAUUGGAUGAACAGCCUUAGGCAUCCUGGGUUGGUGUCUUCAAUAUUGUCCCCACCUGAUGAUAGUAUGUCUCAAAACCCUGAUAGUUCCAGUGAUAAAGUUGAUGUAACUGAGUUAGACGAGGAUAGGGAUAAGGAUGAAGAGUCUAGUAUAGUUGAUAAGGACUCAACAAAGUCUGUUGAAGGUGUGAAUCUAAGUGUUAAAGUAAGAAAGGCAGCGGUAACUUUAAUAAGGCAACGAGACGAAGUAGGCGUGAGCAAUAAUAAAGACUUAAGUAAGAGUGGACGAAGUGAAGUAGUUAGAAAUUCAGAUGUAUGGCGACCAUAUUAAAACAUUCCUAAAUAAAUAUCCUAAUACUUUGAAAAUAUCACACAAUUUUCUAUGUUUUUUGUUGGUAUAUUUAUAAGUUAAA